UGGAAGCGCGGAGCGAGCAGCGUGCAACCGUCUACAAAUAUACAGUACCGGCAACAGGCGCCGUAUACGAAGGAAGGAUUCAGGAGUUUCGUUUUCUCGGAGCAGGCGUGCCGAUAGCACGCACGUCGUCGUCUGGAAUGAAGCGUCUUCGUGCGUUGGGCUACCUCCUACUGUGCUUCCUCAGGUACUGUGACCUCACCUUCGCCGAUGUCAAAGAACUGAAACAAACUGGACCGUGCAAGCUGGAGUUCUUCGGCACCACGACGACGUGGAAGAGCCCACACUACCCAAAGGCGUCCCAGCCGCCCUUGAGAUGCGAGGCGGUCCUCGAGGCGUCCGACAAGGAUCACGUGCUGAGGUUGGACUUGGCCGACGUGUACCUCAACGAAGGAAACGAGGAGUGCGGCGUCUCCAAGCUAGAAGCUGCUGAAGGCGUCAACGGCACAGGACCGUUCAACCUGGGUGCGUUUUGCGGUGCCCAGUCGGAGCAGCAGUACGUGACGUCCAAAAGCCCUCGACUGCGGCUCAAACUGACCUUGGAGAGCGACGUGGAAGAAGGUCAUUUCUUUGUCAGAAUCAACACCAUCAAAGACGUGUACGGACACCCCGUGCUCAGCAGGCCGCUGGACAGCGACGGCGACGAUGACGGCGGCAAGGUAGUCGGGGGCAAAGAGGCCCAGAAGGGCUCCCACCCUUGGCAGGUGCUUUUCAGGCUUCCCGACUCACCCGCCCACUGCGGCGGUGCGCUUCUCAACGAACACUGGGUGCUGACGGCAGCCCACUGCUUCGAGCUGCUCGGAAAGGAUGCCCAGCCGUCCCAGGUACAAGUGCUGUUGGGAAAGCACAACCAGUUCGCUUCCGAACCCUACCAGCUGGCAGUUCGGAUAGAGAAGGUCUUCACCCACCCCGACUACGACAUUGAGUCUCAGGGAUACCACGUUAAUGCCCAGGUGAAUGGCCAGACCACGUCUGACGCCGACGUAGCCCUGGUGAAGUUGGACUCGGACGUGGAGUUCAGCGACUACGUGCGGCCUGUGGCGCUCGGGGACCCAGACUUCGUGCAGAAGGAGUUCUUCUCCAAGGCCGACGUGCACGGAGUCGUGUCCGGCUGGGGCAGGACCGACGAGGCCGACCACUCCAAGGUGCUCCAGGAGAUACGCGUCCCCAUCAAGACAGCCGUGGUGUGCAAGGCAUCCACCGAGCUGGAGGUCACGGACAACAUGUUCUGUGCCGGAUACUCUAAAGGGCAGACUCACAGAGACACUUGCGAGGGAGACAGUGGGAGCCCCUUCGUCGGCGAAAGCAACGGGAAAUUCUACGUAGUCGGCAUCGUCAGCUUUGGCGAACAGAGCUGCCUGUCCAAGGGCAAAUAUGGCUUCUACGCCAAAGUCCACAAGUUCACUCCAUGGAUACGAAAGACCGCUGGAUUAUAAAGGUUCAAUUAAUGCAAUUCAUUCAACUGUUGGGUGUCUUUGUGUCACGUCACGCUAUCUGACAACACCAGCCGUUAUAGAAACCAUUGACGCCACGCUUGUGACGUAAGGAAAAAGUAUCGUAAGUAUAUCAAGCUGUUUACUACAGGCGGCAAGUUUCGUACGUGUCCUUGAUUUACUUCAUUCAAGAACACGAGCCCUCCACAGUGGUAUCGAGCUACGAAUGUCAAUUUGCUAACGUACGUGUUGCAGACAAAUGACCCUCGCGUAUAUGAGUGCAGUGAACGGUGAAAUGGAGCAGCGUGCUUGUAAAAACCAGCCAAAUUUUAUCCACCAGCAUAUAGCCAGAGGUAAACUACGCGAACUCAACAAUUCAGUCCGAACAUACAUUUAACACACAAUACUUUGUUUUCGUGAUAAUGAAGUUCGUGCGUUCUGGCAGUGGGACUGCUUGCGUCAACUACAGCUC
This is a messenger RNA of Dermacentor albipictus, 1902 nucleotides long. Its product is annotated as coagulation factor IX-like. Gene Ontology annotation, biological process: proteolysis. The record is from RefSeq and is a predicted model, not a curated record. NCBI's taxonomy places the organism in Eukaryota, Metazoa, Arthropoda, Arachnida, Ixodida, Ixodidae. Gene Ontology annotation, molecular function: serine-type endopeptidase activity.